GUCUGCGCCGACCGCACCUUCUACGCCCACCGAAUAGUGUUGGCAGCGGAGAGUGAGGUCUUCAAAAGCGGCCUGGCCACCGUGGCAAAGGAGGCCGUCGACGGACGGCAAGAGAUCAGAUUGGCCGAGAUCUCAAAUCCAGAGGCAGUGAAGUUUAUGCUGGACUACAUGUAUCAGACCGAUGCCUCUGUGUGGAAAGACUACAAUCCUCGGACACAGGAGAUCAACAAGGAUGUGCUUCGGCUAGCGCAAGCCUUUCGCUUGCCCGGCCUCACGGAACGCGCCAUGCACUGGCUUGCGAAGGAUUUGAGCACCGGGAAUGUGGUCGAGGUGCUGACCAUUUGCGAAGAUUUUGGGCUGAACCAGCUGGGAGAUCGAAUUUUGGAGCAGCUUACGACGAACAAGAAAGCUUUGGCUGAGGUGGCCAACAGUUCGCACCCUGAGUGGUUUGAUUCAUGGGACGACCUGGUGACCAGUGGCCCCGGGCAGACAUCAGUGGCUGCUUUGGACCAAGGCGGCCCUUUGGGGAGAUGUCGUGCUGAGGCCGAUCCGGCGUGGCGUCCAAACGAGCUUCAGAGAGAAAGUGAACAUGGGAAACAGGUCUUGGAUAACCUGGCCGUGAAGAUUCAAAGUUUGCGCGCAGAGGUUGAGAGACAGAGGAAGCUGAAGCCAGAACGAGGCUGCAGCUCCUGUCAGGCCGUGACGCUGCAGGUGGAUGCGGCGGCGCAGAGUUUGCUGGGCGCAGCCGGACACGUGGCAAGGACAUUGCUGCGAGAUCCCAGUGCCAACCGAUCAGAGCUUCUCAGUACAGUCCUGCAAUACGUCGAACCUGUAAAGCAUUUGGAUCCCGACCUGGACAAUCUCUACAACCGAGCGCAGGUACAUUAUCGUACAGUACGGGCGCCGGAAGCUGCAAUUCCAGUGCCGCACCAUGCGCAACUGGUCUAUGGUCAACCACCAGUGGCAAUGCGCCCGGUGCCUGUGCAGGUGCGGUCUCCGACGCCCUUUUGGCAGGUCAGAGCAGAUCCACGUCUCGGCACUCCAGCUGUGGUGCAUCGGGAGGUAACUCACUUUCCAAGCACACCAGCUGUGGGGCAUCGCGAGGUCACUCAGUUGCCAUGUACCCCAUCUGUCGGCCACCGUGAGGUGCGCGUAGGGAUUCCACGUUCACCAGCCGUGGUGCACAGAGAGGUCCGAGCCGAGGUGCCAGCCACUCCAAACACAAUGACGCGAGAGGUCCGAACUUUCAAGGAGAUGACAACGCCUUCCAUCAUGCAUCGGGAAGUUCGCAUUGUCACUCCUGUGGUUCAACACCGGCCUGUGCGGACCAUGGUCACGCCUGUUACAACUCCUCAGCCAGUGUACCGAGAGGUUCGGCGUCCGUCAGCCCCGCACGUUGUGACUUCGCCGUUGGUACAGCAUCGCGUGGUUAGGCCUAGUGGCUAUCCGGCCGCGCAGCUGUCUUCAUCGUAUCCGUCCUACACGCCCAACGUAGCAGGUGGGCCAACGCAACCUGUUCCGCAUGCGGCACGUGACCCGCAGAGGCAGGGCAACGUCUUGCCAGUUUCGGUGAGUCAAGCAUGUUGCAGGCAAGAAGUAACGGGUGGGGAGAUGGAUGGGAAACGUGAGCGCGUUCUGCCUGUAGGACCCCAAUGGUUGCCGCACAGGCGCCCAGCGCUUCCGGGCCUGUGGUUUGGCUGCAGAACAGUAGGCCUGCCAACACCUAUGCUGCAGAAGGACAAGCUUUUGCUGAGAGCAGAAUACGCAGCGCAGCUCUUUCCUGAGUGGGCAGUCAUCAUUUUGCGCGUUAAGUGA
Molecule: messenger RNA, 1815 nt
Organism: Cladocopium goreaui
Lineage: Eukaryota; Dinophyceae; Suessiales; Symbiodiniaceae
Source: the annotation of a GenBank genome assembly